Molecule: messenger RNA, 1213 nt
Organism: Notolabrus celidotus (New Zealand spotty)
Lineage: Eukaryota; Metazoa; Chordata; Actinopteri; Labriformes; Labridae
Product: histamine N-methyltransferase-like
Exons: 7
Coding region: 143-1015 (290 amino acids)
Molecular function (GO): N-methyltransferase activity
Source: RefSeq, a predicted model, not a curated record
GCAAAGUUCAUCAGAGUUACAUAACAAAAGUUCAUUUAAGGGGACUGGCCUGCCUGUGGGAGGAGAGAUCUACCCUGCAGCUUAAGAGAGGAAGUACAAACGUCUCUCUGUCCUCACUCUCCGCAUAAUUAAGGAAUUCAUCAUGGCUGAAGAAGGAAAACAAACUUGCUAUGAGGGAAGUUCUGUUCAGAGCUUCCAAUUCUACCUCGAACACUCGGGCGAGCACAAGGCUAUUCUGAAGUGUGCCCAUGACGUCUUGCCUGGGGAGUGGCAAAGAAUUGCAGCGGGAAAAAGCAGCCUGGAUGUUCUUGGUGUCGGAAGUGGUGGAGGGGAGGUGGAUACCCAGAUGCUCACUCUUCUUCAGUCUACCUUCCCUGCUUUCCCGAUCACUGCUGACAUUGUGGAGGGCAGUGUUGCACUCACAGACAACUUCAAAGCUUUGGUAGCAAAGACCCCUGACCUUCAGAAGAUUAAGUAUGGUUGGCACAUCAUGGGCAGUGAGGACUAUGAAAAGCAAGUCAAAGCAAAAGGAGACAUGAAGAAAUUUGAUUUCAUACACAUGAUUCAGAUGAUCUACUAUGUGGAUAACCUUUCCAAUACAAUCAAGUUCUACCACAGCCUUCUAAAGAGCAAUGGCAGGCUUAUGAUCAUUGUUGAAGCAGCUGAUGGUGGCUGGGACAAACUGUGGAAGACUUACAAGAAAGACCUCUGCGUGCAUGCCAUCACAGAAUACCGCUCAUCUGGAGAGGUUAUUGCCUGCCUGAAGAACCAGGGCCUCAAAUAUGAAGAGCAUGUCAUUCCCAACACCUUUGACAUCACUGAGUGCUUUGAUCCAAGCAGCCAAACCGGAACACGCCUGCUGAAUUUCAUGACAGCACGAGAUCAGUUCUACACGUCCUUCACCCCAGAGAUCAGAGCCGGCAUAUUAGACCUGCUCAGAAACAAGUGCAGCAUUGAAAAAGAUGGCAGGGUAUUCUUCAACAGCAACUUGAGCUGCAUACUCAUUCAUGCUUGAGUUUGAAAGAUGCUCAAUGAUUUGGAUUUUACUUCUUGCAUUUUUUUUACCGAACCAUUUUAUCACAAGAAGUGUACAAUGUCAUGUUUGUUUGUUUUUUGAGAACAGUACUUUUCACACAUAACUUUUACUGAUUUUUUCCUAAAAGUCCUAUCUUUUGUAACAUCAAAAUGAUUAAUAAAAUCAAUUUUAACAACU